AUGGCUCAGGUAGCUCUAGAUGGUAAAUUGUCUUGUCCGAGUCCUUCUGGCAUUCCGAGUCCUUCCUUCUGGCAUUCCGAGUCCUUCCUUCCGACAGGAAAAGUUUUUCUUUCCGACAGGAAAAGUCCUUCCUUCCGACAGGAAAAGUUUUUCCUUCCGACAGGAAAAAUUUUUCUUUCCGACAGGAAAAAUUUUUCCAGUUGUCCGUCCGUAAACCAUUCAAAUUUUCGAAAAUUGAGAACUUUUUGGCCGACCUUCAGGAAAAGUUUUUCCUUCCGACAGGAAAAAUUUUUCUUUCCAACAGGAAAAGUUCUUCCUUCCGACAGGAAAAGUUCUUCCUUCCGACAGGAAAAGUUCUUCCUUCCGACAGGACACAAACGAAUGUCCGACGUACCACCAACCGAGUCCAUUCCAAAGCCAGAAGAACCGACAGCCCCAGCACCACAACAGACUAAGACUAAAACACUUACAUUUUUACGCUUGACUUUUUACAAUUUGAACUUUGUUCGCGUAGAUGUGAAUUCUGAAAGAAGUAUGAGGGUCUUGUAUGACUUUGUACUUCUCCCAUAG
Trichomonas vaginalis G3 is the source of this 570-nucleotide messenger RNA. RefSeq lists its product as uncharacterized. The record is from RefSeq and is a predicted model, not a curated record. NCBI's taxonomy places the organism in Eukaryota, Parabasalia, Trichomonadida, Trichomonadidae. The transcript has a single exon. Bases 1 to 570 code for a protein of 189 amino acids.